Molecule: messenger RNA, 2827 nt
Organism: Hippoglossus stenolepis (Pacific halibut)
Lineage: Eukaryota; Metazoa; Chordata; Actinopteri; Pleuronectiformes; Pleuronectidae
Product: un-named sa1261
Exons: 4
Coding region: 293-1486 (397 amino acids)
Biological process (GO): peptidyl-serine phosphorylation; peptidyl-threonine phosphorylation
Molecular function (GO): protein serine/threonine kinase activity; ATP binding
Source: RefSeq, a predicted model, not a curated record
UAGAGAGAGCGAGAGAGGGAGAGACAGAGAGACAGAGAGAGAGACAGACAGACAGACAAGCGGUGGUGGAGGUCUCUGCUUCAGACUCACUGUCUCUCUGCAGGAUCCAUCCCCAUCACAAAUAUAAUCAUUGGUUCAUAGUGUUGCUGUUCGUCUCAUCCCUGUCAGUCAGGUGUGUGAGGGUUCCUGGGAGCUGAGGAUUCAGUGUGCAUGGGUUGAUGCUGCAGGCUGCACAUUCUCAGAGGAACCUCUCCAGACCAGCCCUCAGCCCCCGGCCCACCCCACCGCAAGAAUGAACUCCUUGCCCCAUGGCUCCCGCGCCUCCAUCGACAUCCUGGAGGAACUCCAGCUGAUUGCAGCGCAGAACCUGGAAAAACUGGACAUCAACAAAUACUAUGAGGUCGUCCGUGAACUGGGCAAGGGCACGUACGGGAAAGUGGACCUGGUUGUCCACAAAAUCAGAGGCACGAAAAUGGCCCUGAAGUUUUUGAGGAAGAAGACCACCAAGCUGAAGAGCUUCCUGAGAGAGUACAGCAUCUCCCUCUACCUGUCGCCCUGCCCCUUCAUCAUCAACAUGUACGGCAUCGCCUUCGAGACAGACGAGUACUACAUCUUCGCUCAGGAGUACGCUCUGGCCGGAGAUCUGUUCGACAUUAUCCCUCCACAGGUGGGACUCCCUGAGACGGUGGCCAAGCGCUGUGUCCACCAGGUGGCGAUCGCCCUGGAUUACCUGCACUGUAAGAAGCUGGUCCACAGGGACAUCAAGCCAGAGAACAUCCUCAUCUUUGACAAAGAGUGCCGAAAGGUUAAGCUGUCAGACUUUGGCAUGACACGGCGUGCCGGCUCUCCGGUGAAGCGUGUUAGUGGUACAAUCCCGUACACGGCGCCCGAGCUGUGUGAUACCUCGCGACAUGAGGGUUUCUGUGUGGACUACAGCACUGACGUUUGGGCGUUUGGCGUGCUGCUCUUCUGCAUGCUGACAGGAAACUUCCCGUGGGAGAAGGCCAUGCCGAACGACGGCUUCUAUGAAGAGUUUGUGCGCUGGCAGCGUCGCCGGACGGGCACGGUGCCCUCACAGUGGCGCCGAUUCACUGAUGAUGCUCUACGAAUGUUUCGUAGGCUCCUCUCCAUCGAGCAGGAGCGCCGCUGCUCCGUCAAAGAAGUCUUCAGCUACUUCAACCAGUGCUGGAUGUUGGACACGGAGAACGGAAACAGCAACAGCAACGGAGGUUUAGCGAGCAGCGCUCCUCCACUGGACAUCAGCUCGUCCUCAUCUGAAGAAGACGUGUUAGUGGACAGACUGAAGCAACAGAGCUUGUCACCUGCCUGCGUGGCUGCAAAGGGAAGCAUCAUGAUGGACACCCACUACUCCUCUAUGUCCACUAACAGCUCACCGUCCUCCACCGGCAGCUAUGAGCGGGCCAACAGGGAAAACAACGAAAGGGGACGCAUCCUGGUGGCCACACCCAUCGAGAUCUGUGUGUAGAGGCUGCUGAUGCUGCUUUACAGGCGACAUGCUCACGUGUGAGGCCGGUGUGAGCCGAAGUCUGCGAUUUCUCCGAGUGUCAGGAGGAGAAAAGUGUUUGGCAUGACAGGUGCUUGGUGCAGAAGAAACUAUCAAGAGUCUGAUGUACACGUUGUUGUAGCUUCACUGUGGAUUGAAUCAUUUCUGAUGACGACAGACUCUGAGGAAAUGACCAGAGAGGCAAUUACACCCAGUAGCCUCCUGUGCUCUUUACUUGCGUUACUGAAAUAAAACAAGAUGUGAAUCUCACUGGAAUAAAAGAAAACUGAAGGAAAAAAAAUGAUCCAGAAGCAAUAUGUUCAAACGUUUGGAUUAAACUAGUCUGUGAAGAAAAAAGAGAAGAAUGUGAUCAGCCAAGACUGAUGGUACUAAUGUGUGUUUAUUGUCGUGCCCCAUUGUCAUGUUUGGUAGAAAUGUUUCUGUGAAGUCUGUGUCUUUCUAUUUUAUUUAAGGUUAAAUUAUUUAUUUAUGUCCAAUGCAUAUAUUUAUGAUUUGAUUCACUGAGUGGCGGCAGACAUCUGAAGCUGCCUUUUUCUUUCAUCUCUGAGAAAUCAAAAGGAAAGUUUUAAUUUCUUACAAAAAAAACAAAAAAACAAAUCUGACUUUCACACAGCUUGUACUUAACAAAAUAUUCACCAUCAUAUUGUUGUGGUCGCUCAUGAACGUAGAUGUAUGUAUCAUGUACCCUUUUUUCAUACAAAAUGUCCUCUUCAAGUUUACCUGUGAUGCCUCAACCCACUGUACAGUAGCAACCAACAAUACAAACACUUGUGGUCAACAGCAAAAUGGGUUAAUCAGGUUUCUUCUUCUUUUUUUAACCAGUCCUCAGAUUAAUUCCAACAACCCUAUACUUGGGAACCUGACAAUUAGAUACAUACAAUCAUACCUUUAAUAAUCUGAGAUAUUCCCACUUGCAUGGUAAAUGAAUUAGUCAAUUAACCUUAACAUAAUUACUCGAGAGAUAUUUUGACUUUUUUCCUGAAAAAUAAAGAAUAAUCCUGGAAAUGUCCUCAAAAUGAAACAUACCAACAGAACUGUCUUUUAGCAGGAGUAGGAUAAAGUUUAAAUUCAGUGUUUGGGGAAACUACCUGAUGUUUUACUGCCCUCUUAACCUUUUAUUCUAGUCUGUUCACAGUAUAAUUCAUUAGAAAGCUAUAGCGGGUCGUGAUGGACGAAUGUAGAAAACAUAAAAGUCUUUUUGGUUUUAGGAAUUUAAAUGUUUCAGAACUCUCUCUUUUUUCUAAAGUAUUGCAUGAAUAUUACUGUGGUCAAUUUGUUGAAAUAAACAACACAGUUGGAAAA